UUCUGAAGAGAUCACAAGGAAGUCUUGGUUUAAAAAGAAACAGAAACAUACACAGGGGGGUUGGUGAAUGGUGCCGACCGCGGCCAUCGCAGUUGGAGGCUAUAUUUUGGGGAGGGUGAGUAGCGUCCAUGGAGUUACUUUGCGCCCACUCCUAACGGCAAGGGCUCGGAUCCGGUGAGCUGACCUUCCCCGGCUGGGGUGCGGGGCUGGGGACGCCGCGGGGCCCGUCGCCUCCCUCGCCGCGACCCCGGAUGGAUGCGCGCCCCCUGCCCGCCCGCGCCGGCCCCAGGAGCUCCGGAUUUCGGGAGCAUCCUUCCCGCGCCGGCCCCUGCCGCGGCGCGUAGCCGAGGGCAGCGCCCCUCGGAAGGGCACCGCGGAGCAAGCCUCCCUGCCUGCCAUCCAUGCUGCUCACACCACCAGGAGUCUCUCUGUACCUCCACACCCUCUGCAGAGCACUUGUCCACGUACCUUUGGAGCUGGGCAACAAGCAGCCUCAAUGAACCUUCCUGUCAUCCUGAUCCUGCUGUUGGGGAACACUGGGGUGGAGAGAAGCUCCUAGCUGAGAUGGAAGAGAAGAGGCGAAAAUACUCCAUCAGCAGCGACAACUCCGACACCACUGACAGUCACACUACAUCUGCCUCAAGAUGCUCCAAACUGCCCAGCAACACCAAGUCGGGCUGGCCCCGGCAGAACGAAAAGAAGCCCUCAGAGGUUUUCCGGACAGACUUGAUCACAGCCAUGAAGAUCCCAGACUCGUACCAGCUCAGCCCGGAUGAUUAUUACAUCCUGGCGGACCCGUGGCGACAGGAAUGGGAGAAAGGCGUGCAAGUGCCCGCUGGGGCAGAGGCCAUUCCAGAGCCCGUGGUGAGGAUCCUCCCGCCGCUGGAAGGCCCCCCCUCCCAAGUGUCCCCUAGCAGCUCUGAACUUGGCGAGGGCUCCCAGCCUGAUUGGCCAGGGGGCAGCCGCUAUGACCUGGACGAGAUUGACGCCUAUUGGCUGGAGCUCAUCAACUCGGAGCUCAAGGAGAUGGAGAGACCAGAGCUGGACGAGCUGACCCUAGAGCGUGUGCUGGAGGAGCUGGAGACACUGUGCCACCAGAAUAUGGUCCGAGCCAUUGAGACCCAGGAGGGGCUGGGCAUCGAGUAUGACGAGGACGUUGUGUGUGACGUAUGCCGCUCUCCCGAGGGCGAAGAUGGAAACGAGAUGGUCUUCUGUGACAAAUGCAAUGUCUGCGUGCACCAGGCAUGCUAUGGGAUCCUCAAGGUGCCCACAGGCAGCUGGCUGUGCCGGACGUGUGCCCUGGGUGUCCAGCCAAAGUGCCUGCUCUGCCCCAAGCGAGGAGGAGCCUUGAAGCCCACCAGAAGUGGGACUAAGUGGGUGCACGUCAGCUGCGCUCUGUGGAUUCCUGAGGUCAGCAUCGGCUGCCCCGAAAAGAUGGAGCCCAUCACCAAGAUCUCGCACAUCCCAGCCAGCCGCUGGGCUCUGUCCUGCAGCCUUUGCAAGGAGUGCACGGGUACCUGCAUCCAGUGCUCCAUGCCUUCUUGCGUCACAGCAUUCCACGUUACCUGCGCCUUUGACCAUAGCCUGGAAAUGCGGACUAUAUUAGCAGACAACGAUGAGGUCAAGUUCAAGUCAUUCUGCCAGGAGCACAGUGAUGGCGGCCCGAGGGGUGAGCCCACGUCUGAGCCCGUGGAGCCCAGCCCAGCCGCCGAGGACCUGGAGAAGGUGACCCUGCGCAAGCAGCGGCUGCAGCAGCUGGAGGAAGACUUCUACGAGCUGGUGGAGCCAGCUGAGGUGGCCGAGCGCCUGGACCUGGCCGAGGCUCUGGUUGACUUCAUCUACCAGUACUGGAAGCUGAAGAGGAAAGCCAAUGCCAACCAGCCGCUGCUGACCCCCAAGACCGACGAGGUGGACAACCUGGCACAGCAGGAGCAGGACGUCCUCUACCGCCGCCUGAAACUCUUCACCCACCUGCGGCAGGACUUGGAGAGGGUUAGAAAUCUGUGCUACAUGGUGACAAGGCGCGAAAGAACGAAACACGCCAUCUGCAAACUCCAGGAGCAGAUAUUCCACCUACAGAUGAAACUUAUUGAACAAGAUCUGUGUCGAGAGCGGUCUGGGAGGAGAGCCAAGGGCAAGAAGAGUGACUCGAAAAGGAAGGGCCGCGAGGGCCCGAAAGGCAGCCCUGAGAAGAAAGAGAAAAUGAAGGCGGGGCCCGACUCAGUCCUAGGGCAGCUGGGCCUGUCCACCUCAUUCCCCAUUGACGGCACCUUCUUCAACAGCUGGCUGGCACAGUCAGUGCAGAUCACAGCAGAGAACAUGGCCAUGAGCGAGUGGUCACUAAACAAUGGGCACCCAGAGGACCCUGCUCCGGGGCUGCUGUCGGAGGAGCUGCUACAAGACGAGGAGACGCUGCUAAGCUUCAUGCGGGACCCCUCACUGCGACCCGGUGACCCUGCCAGGAAGGCUCGUGGCCGCACCCGCCUGCCUGCCAAGAAGAAACCACCACAGGACGGGCCCGGGUCACGGACGACUCCAGACAAACCCCCUAAGAAGCCCUGGGGCCAGGAUGCAGGCGGCGGCAAGGGGACUCAAGGGCCACCUGCCAGGAAACCACCACGGCGAACACCUUCUCACCUGCCGUCCAGUCCUACAGCUGGUGACUGUCCCAUCCCAGCAGGCCCCAAGAGCCCCCCACCUCUGGCUCCCGACACCCCUGACGAGGCAGCCCCAAUGGCUGCUGACUCGAAUGUCCAAGUGCCUGGCCCUACGGCGAGCCCCAAGCCCUCAGGCCGGCUGCGGCCGCCCCGUGAAAGCAAGGGAACCCGGAGAUCGUCGGGUGCCAGGCCUGAUGUCGGGACAGGACCGCCUUCUGCUGUGGCCGAGAGGCCAAAGGUCAGCCUACACUUUGACACUGAGACUGAUGGCUACUUCUCUGAUGGGGAGAUGAGCGACUCAGACAUGGAAACCAAGGACAGCGGGGUACAGAGGGGCCCCCGGGAAGCAGGGGCUGAGAAGGUGGUCCGCAUGGGGGUUUUAGCCUCCUAAGUCACCCCUACCCCUGUCCCAGGCCCUGUCCUGGUCCCCCCACGAGGCCUCAGCCCAGUCACAACUGCCAUUUCCAAUCUUUGCUGAGUGUCCCAGACCCUUAAGGCUGCCACUCUACCGUGGUUUUAUUUUUAAUAUAGAGAGAGUUUCGAAUUCCA
Pteropus alecto (black flying fox) is the source of this 3206-nucleotide messenger RNA. It is a transcript of the gene JADE2, whose product is annotated as jade family PHD finger 2. Gene Ontology annotation, biological process: regulation of transcription by RNA polymerase II. Lineage: Eukaryota; Metazoa; Chordata; Mammalia; Chiroptera; Pteropodidae. The record is from RefSeq and is a predicted model, not a curated record. Gene Ontology annotation, cellular component: histone acetyltransferase complex. The transcript is spliced from 13 exons. Bases 256 to 3048 code for a protein of 930 amino acids.